UGCAGAAUAAAAUGACCACCAGGCGGUGAGAACUGAGUGUGUGUUGACUUUCUUCAUGAGGGCUGAGAGAUGACCAUGAACGGCCGCUGGUCCUUCAACACCCUGGCCGUCAUCUUUAUCCUGCUGUCCACUGCAGCUCUCUCUGCGCACUUCAGGGUGUGUGAGCCUUACUCCGACCACAAGGGGCGCUAUCACUUUGGUUUCCACUGCCCUCGACUCUCAGACAACAAGACCUACAUAUUCUGCUGUCACCAUAACAACACGGCCUUCAAGUACUGCUGCAAUGAAACUGAAUUUCAGAGCGUGAUGCAGCUCAACCUCACCACCAACUCAGACGGCUUUGCCCACAAUAACUACACUGCUCUCAUCGGCGUGUGGAUUUAUGGCUUUUUCGUCAUGGUCCUCCUGGCUUUGGACUUCCUGUACUAUUCAGCUAUGAACUACGAGUUGUGCCGGGUCUACCUGGAGAAAUGGGGGCUGGGAGGACGGUGGCUCAAACAGGCCAGGAUUCAAUGGCACAGUGCGGCUCAGGAGGGCGAACACAACAUGGGAUCAGGCCUGAGUCAGCACCAUGCGCGGCACAGUUUGAGAGGAGAAGCACAGAGCCCUACGCUCUUGACCUUCCAGACCUCAACAGCCUGAUAUCCAGUUUUGAUCCCAAUGAUAUACUUAGUAUGACAAAGGAGGAACAGCCAGGAAAUGGAGAUUUAAAUUCAGAGACUCUUUUCCUGGUCCCAUCUACAUUUAGGACACGGACUGUGCCGGCUACCUCCUGCAGCUCUGCUGGAUGGCAUUUUCUCCACACAAAGAAGCUGAUGCUGAGACUGACAGCUGCAAAUGAGUUUCUCUGCCCAAUCAGAGGAGGCUUGUUCAGAUGGAUCUACUUUUCGACAGCUGUUGAAGGACUUUUAUGAGACUUUUGUCUUAGAUGCCCACUACCUUGCCUUGUCAUUUCAGAAGUUAGGAACAGGGAAUAGGACUUUGCGAAAAGAUAGAGAAGAGGCCGUUGUGUCCAUAAAUCUCUGCAGUAUACAGUGCUGUGAAAAAGUUUUUGCCC
Messenger RNA from Sinocyclocheilus anshuiensis, 1057 nucleotides. RefSeq lists its product as uncharacterized. Lineage: Eukaryota; Metazoa; Chordata; Actinopteri; Cypriniformes; Cyprinidae. The record is from RefSeq and is a predicted model, not a curated record. The transcript is spliced from 4 exons. Bases 70 to 642 code for a protein of 190 amino acids.